Messenger RNA from Prorocentrum cordatum, 1755 nucleotides. The record is from the annotation of a GenBank genome assembly. Lineage: Eukaryota; Dinophyceae; Prorocentrales; Prorocentraceae.
UUCGCACGACAUAUGCUUGACUCGCACGCUCCCCUUGCAACGAGAUGCUUCCAGCCGCCAACUCAUGGGCAGCGGUGCUGCUGAAGCGGCAGCCCCCCGUGCAGCAGCUCCUCGGGGCACGGCGCGCGCCGAUGGACGGACGUGGGCUGGAGCGCGACCCGGCACAACCUCGGGAGCUGUCCGCACCAUUUGGUGCUGGCGCUGCCGCUUCGGCGGCGUGGCAUCCGCCAGAAGAACGCAGAAGCGGCCGUGGGCAUCUCAAGCGGCGGCGGCUGACGCGACCCGCUGUCCGCUGCGCGCGCGCUCACGUCAGCGCACCCUCCUGAAGUGAAAAAGGCUUACGCCAGCCAGCCUCAGCGCAGCCGGCGGCACCUCAUGGCUGUCGAACCAAGGGCCGAGGAGCCCGCUCAGGGGGCUCGCGGGCCAGGACCCCGAGGAGUGAGGCAGGCUCGCCAGCCAGGGCUCGUCCCGAGGCUUGUGCGCAAGCAGCAGGACGGUGCCCACGCGGGAGAGCGCCAUGACAGUGUCCCGGAUGGCACGCGCUGCCGCCAGCGAGUAGAGGACGUCCGCCAGCAAGAUCACGUCGAACCCGCCCCGCCCGCCGACGAACUCGAGAGCGGCGAGGCGGUCAGCCUCGCGCCUCCAGUCCAGGGCCCGCGCGGCCACGGGAAGCCCGGGGCAGUUGAGCGCCAAGUUCCCUUCGGUCAGCGGUACCACCUCGGGCCUGUCCGUCAGCAGCACGCGCCCUCCCAGCGCGAGGGCCGCGACGAUGCCCGGCAGGCCGCAGCCGCUCCCCAGCUCCAGGAAGCUCCUGCCGCCGAGCAGCUGGCCCGCGAGCGGGCCCGCGCGCCCCGCCCCCGCGCGCGACGCGAGCCAGUCUGCCAGCACCACGCCCCCGUCCCACAGGUGGCCCCCCGUCGGCAUGUCGCCCGCCGACAGCUCCUCCCGAGAUGUACACCCGGCGGCCCUGCAGCCCGAAGCUGCGGAAGCAGCAUGCCCCGCCGCCCCAGACGGAGUCCGCCAGCCAGCGCGGCCUGCGCGCGAGCGGCGCCGCGAGGCAGGGCAGGCACGGCGCCGCCGCGUGGGCCCGCCCUGGGCCGCCCAGCGCCUCCACGGUCAGGCCGCCCGGCUGGACCUCUGCCGACGAGUGGUUCGCCCGGCACGGCGAGCGGGACCUGGCCCAUCAUUGAGCGGCUGUCGCUGCCGCUGGCCGCGCGGGCGAGGCCGCGCGGGCGCGCCUCGAGCCGGAGGGCCACGCAGGCGCGCGCCAGGCGCGCGGGCAGCGUGCCACGCACUGCCGUGUGCCACCCGCCGCAGUCGAAGAAGGUCGACCGGUCCGCGCUGUCGAGGCCCACGAGACGUGCCCGUCCUCGUCCAGGAGCUCCACGAGCAGCUCGUAGGGCUCGGCGACAGGCAUGUUCAUCUCGUCGGUGACGCAGGCGACGAAGGUGAGCACUCCGUCCCCGAGGCGGGGCACCGACGCGAGAUAAGUGCGGCGCAGCAUCACGGCAACGGGCAGCCACGCAGGUCAUGCAUUCCAUCAGCCGGCCAUGCAGGGCCGCGGCUCGAACGGGGGAUCGUCUCACAGCAGCGAAGGAGGGGAGAGGGAGAGGGGAAGGGAGAGGGAAAGGGGAGGAAAGGGAACGAGGAGGAGUGCAGGGCAUGGACCACAGGGGCGUGGCAGGACGUCCUUGCCUUGAGCCUAAUGACGAGAAUACUCCCACCCUGUCGUUCCUAUUUCUCUUGUUAUCUCCC